GGGAGACGGAAGCUUCACUUCUCACCGCGGAGCACAGAGUUUCCAGGCUCUCUAGGACAACAUUCAGAAAGAGCAGGUUCCAGGAGCCAAGAUGCCUGUCCCUGCCUCCCCGUCCAACCUGCCUCUGCCGUCCGUGAUGCUGCCUCUGCUGCUGGGACUCACAGGAGCAGCAGGUGAGGAGGGGCUGCAGGUGCUUCAGCCUGAGAGGUCCGUGUCUGUCGCAGCUGGAGAGACGGCCACUCUGCCCUGCACUGCGACCUCCCUGAUCCCCAUUGGGCCCUUCAAGUGGUUCAAGGGGACAGGACCAGCCCGGGAGCUAAUCUACGAUUUCAAAGGAGAUCCUCGGGGCCACUCCCCCCGAGUAACAAAUGCUUCAGAUGCCACAAGGAGAGACAACAAGGACUUUUCCAUCCGCAUCCGGAACAUCACCCCAGCAGACGCCGGGACCCACUACUGUGUGAAGUUCCGGAGAGAGAGCCCUGCGGACGUGGAGUUUAGGUCUGGGCCAGGCACCCGGCUGUUUGUGCGUACUAAGCCAUCUCUUCCAAAGAUUUCUGCCUCCUCCAACCCAGCCCGCCCUGGCCAGACAGUGAAUCUCACCUGUGUAGCAGCUGGCUUCUUUCCCCAAAAUAUAUCUCUCAAAUGGUUUGAAAAUGGCAUGGAGCUUCCAGCCCAUCAGAGCCGCAUCCUCCCACCUGGAGAAGCUUUCUCCUACACCAUCAUCAGCAACAUCCUGGUGACCCUUGCCUUGACCUCACUCUACUCCCGGGUCACCUGCCAAGUGGUUCACAGUGAAUUGCAGCACCCCCUCAGUGGCCAUCUGAAUAUCUCCACAUUCCUUCAAGUUGUUCCCACAGUAAAUAUAUCAGCACACCAUGUCCCAAGCCUCCAGAUGGCCAUCCUCACCUGCCACGUGCAGAGGUUUUAUCCCAAAAGCAUGCAAAUCACCUGGCAGGAAAGGAAAGGAUGCUUCAGGACCUGUGAAGACUUGACCCCCACCAAGAACCCAGAUGGCACAUUCAGCCAAGACAGUCAUAAUCUGGUCAGCAUCUCAGAGGACAAAAGUCUGUUCACCUGUCAAGUGUCGUACAAGGCCCAGACACUGGUCCAGACCAGCUUCCAGCUGAGCGAGUUUACAGAACAGCAAACAAGUUUGGGUGCCAUAGCAUCCAGCUCUCUCUUUGGGACCGUCCUCCUGCUUGUCUGGAAGUUGCUUCCCUUGACUAUAUUUUCCAUCAUCUAUGUCCUCGGGAGGAGCCUCCCUUCCAGGUCUCGAGCACAGCAAGACCCUCUUCAGUGACAUAGAACCCUUGUCCUUUCCUGUCUUAUUCAGGAGGGCUGAUCCAGGAGGACCACUUGCCGAAAUGCCAGUAGCCACUACCCCAGCUUCUGCCUCAUCCGCCUUCUGACAUAUGUCCAGCUCUGGCUGCCCCUCCUUGUCUCCUGUAUCCCCAGAGGAAGUGAGAGUCUCGACUGGGAAAUUCAGUAGUGAGAGGUAGGCUCUCAUACCCUACCCAGGAAUGAAGCUUCUGCAAACACCUGAUCCUGAGCAAGAAACCCAGCAGAGGCAGAACGGGCUCCCAGGGAGAACCAUACCUGCAACCCUGAAGGCACCUUCCAAGCUCCUCAAGGAAAACUCGCUAUGGGCACCCAACUUCCAUGAGACAUUUACAGUCUCUUCAUUAAUGGAAAUAAAGGAAACACUAAUUGCCAAUAAA
Messenger RNA from Sus scrofa (pig), 1718 nucleotides. Its product is annotated as signal-regulatory protein beta-1. Lineage: Eukaryota; Metazoa; Chordata; Mammalia; Artiodactyla; Suidae. The record is from RefSeq and is a predicted model, not a curated record.